AGUUUUUGGGGGUUAGGGCUUCUCCAAUUAUCGCAGCUUUCAAUUGGGCGAUCUCUCCUAACCCUACACUACAUAAUAUUCCUCUGCCAUCAUCAUCUUCUUCAAACACAUUACCAAAAAAAAAAAAGGGAAAAAAAUUGCACCUUUUUUCUCUCUUGAUCAUUUUUCUCUCAGAAAAUGAGGAAGCGUCAAGUUGUGCUUAGAAGAGAAGAGCCCUCAAGAAACACAGCGGCUUCAUCCUUCACAGUGAGGAGUGUUAGAUACGGGGAGUGCCAGAAGAAUCAUGCCGCCGGGGUCGGAGGGUACGCCGUGGACGGGUGCCGAGAAUUCAUGGCGAGCGGUGAUGAAGGGACGAGCGGCGAGCUGACUUGCGCCGCCUGCGGUUGCCACCGGAACUUCCAUAGACGACAGGUCGGAACCGAGGUAGUUUGUGAUUGCUCUUCACCUCCCUCGAAUGGAACUUGAGAGUAUACACAAUACUGACUUCAGUGUAUUGUGAGGUUUUUUUUUUUUUUUUCCUUUUUGGGUGCUAAAUAAACACAAAUUUUCUCUUCAUGGGGUUGAGAGUUGAGAUUCAGCUCGUUGUGUUGCUUGAUUUUUUUUGUUUCACUUGAACUGAAAUUAUGUGUGUUAUGAACAUAUUGUAUUUGAGUCCUUGAUGAAAGGGAAAAAACUUGGAAUUAACGAGAGGAAAUGUUCUCUCUGAUAAUUUUUAAGUUCAUGUGAGGAUUGAAAAUAUCUCUUCUGAAUUAUCUAUAUGUAAUUUGAGUGUAUCAAUUUUUUG
This is a messenger RNA of Momordica charantia (bitter melon), 784 nucleotides long. Its product is annotated as mini zinc finger protein 2. Lineage: Eukaryota; Viridiplantae; Streptophyta; Magnoliopsida; Cucurbitales; Cucurbitaceae. Gene Ontology annotation, molecular function: transcription cis-regulatory region binding; DNA-binding transcription factor activity. Gene Ontology annotation, biological process: regulation of DNA-templated transcription; regulation of developmental process. Gene Ontology annotation, cellular component: nucleus. The record is from RefSeq and is a predicted model, not a curated record.